Molecule: messenger RNA, 3829 nt
Organism: Brachypodium distachyon (stiff brome)
Lineage: Eukaryota; Viridiplantae; Streptophyta; Magnoliopsida; Poales; Poaceae
Product: protein FAR1-RELATED SEQUENCE 5
Exons: 3
Coding region: 16-2802 (928 amino acids)
Biological process (GO): regulation of DNA-templated transcription
Molecular function (GO): zinc ion binding
Source: RefSeq, a predicted model, not a curated record
GAAUCAGGAUUCAGGAUGGAGGACAUAGUGGACAUGCCCCUGAUCUGCUCGCCGUACGGUGAUCCCUCCACCACACACAUCGACCCACACCCGCCGCCUCCACAGCCGAUCCCUUCAACCCCUUCUUCCUCCUCCUGCGUCUCUCCUCCUUCAUUCCUCCAAACCCUAGCGCAAGCCCUAAUGUCCACAGCCGCCCAGCCCCCGAUCUCCGUCUCCGGAGACUCCUCGCCGUCCUCACCUACCACCUCCGGCUCAUCCUCCCGCUCCUCCUCCGCCGCCGCCGCAGGCUCCGAGGACCCUGCUCUCCUCGGCCAAGCCACCUCGACUUCCGCCGGUGAUGACGCCGCCGUCCCCACCUCGCCGCGAAUGGGCAUGUACUUCGAGACGGAGGAGGACGCGUACGAGUUCUACAAGGCCUACGCCGCCCGCCUUGGCUUCGUCGUCCGCAAGUCCAACAAGUCCAAGAACUCCCGGCACACAGUCACCCGCCGUCUCUUCGUUUGCUCCAAGCAGGGCUUCCGUCAAGAACCCAAGAAGCCCCAAGACGAGACAAACUCCGCCCUCGUCGCUGCGGCUGCCUCGCCACCGCCUCCUAGGUGCCCGGACUCACGCACCGGCUGCAUGGCAUCCCUCACCAUCAAACUCAUCCCUUCCGCCAAUGCCUUCCGUGUCACCGACUUUGUCAUCGAGCACAACCACCCGCUUGCCUCCGCAGCGCCGGCGCUUUCGCUGGCCAUGAUUCCAUCGAGCUCGUCCCACCACACCAUAGCUGCCGCCGCAAGCUUGCCGGACCCAAGGGAUGGGCCACGAACGGACAUGCACUUUGAGACGGAAGACGAUGCCUAUGUCUUCUACAACCGCUAUGCUGAGCACGUUGGCUUCAGCGUCCGCCGCUCAUACAAGAAGCGCAAGCGUGGGGUAAUCGUGUCUCGGAUCUUUGUUUGUUCCCGUGAGGGCGUGAGUGACCGUGCCAAGCACGAGGGUCUAGCCAUUGCCAGCACCAAUACUGGCACAGGGGCAGCAGGCACACCUAGGCCAGGCCCACCACCAACGCGGACAGGUUGCCAAGCAAGAAUGGUGAUCAAGAUUACCCCAUGCCGGACAUACCGUGUUGCAAAGUUCUUUGCAGACCAUAACCACCCACUCGCUAACUCAGAGACCGUGCACAAGCUGCGGUCACAUAAGAUGAAGGCUCGAGCGCACGAACUUGGAACAGGGGAACAUCACCGAAAGAAGCAGGGGAAGGGUGUGCAGCUUGGGGAUGCUGGUGCUGCAUUGGAAUACUUGGAGAGGUUGCAGGUGGGGAACCCUUCAGUGUAUUAUGCAGUAGGAAUGGGGCCUGAUGGGCAUUCAGCUACAAAUUUCUUCUGGGCUGAUGCAAAGUCCAUCAUCGACUUCAGAAGCUUUGGUGACGUUGUUUGCUUUGAUACAACAUAUGAGCUGAAUGUGUAUGGGCGUCCAUUUGCAUUGUUUGUCGGUGUGGACAACCACAAGCAGUUGCUUGUGUUUGGUGCAGCUUUGCUCUAUGAUGAUAGCAUUCAGUCACUGAAAUGGGUAUUUCAGGCAUUUGCUGAUGCCAUGCGUGCUAGACAGCCAAAGACUAUUUUGAUUGAUGAGCGGUCUGCAUGUGCCAUUGCAGCAGCAGAGGUUUGGCCUGGGAGUAACUAUUGCACAAGUGUGUGGCAUAUUUACCAUAAUUCAAAGAGGCACCUGAAGCAGGUGUUUGAAAACUCGAAGAGUUUUGGCAAUGCUUUGAGCCAGUGUCUCUUUGACUGUGAGGAUGAGAUGGAGUUCUUGUCAGCAUGGGAAAAGCUGGUCGAGAAACAUGAAAUCAGCGAGGGUGAGUGGCUCAGUAGACUUUUCCUAGAGAAAGAAAAGUGGGCUUUGCCUUAUAGGAGAACUAUGUUCUCUGCUGAUAUUAUCACUACUCUUAGGAAGGAUAAUAUGAUUAAUGAGCUGAAACGGGAACUCAGUGAGCAAGAGGAUAUUCUGCAGUUCUUCAAGCGUUAUGAGACCAUGCUGGAAGAGCAUCGAUCAAAGAAAUUGCAGGCUGAUGUUGAUGGAAACCAGGUGACUUUGCCGAUCCCAUCCUUACGAAUGUUAAAACAAGCCUCAAAUGCAUAUACACCUGAAGCUUUCAAGAUGUUCCAGGGUGAGUUUGAGGCUUACAUGAAUUGCAUGUCCUUCCCCUGCAGUGGAAUUGGUACAAUCUCAGAGCACAAAGUAACACUUGAUGAGAAGCCAUCAGAGGGCAUCGUGAAAUUUGAUGCACUAGAUGGCUCGGCCACUUGCAGCUGCAGGAAGUUUGAAUCUGUUGGAAUCCAGUGUUGUCAUGUACUAAAGGUACUUGAUCUCAAGAAUAUCAAGGAGCUCCCAGAACAAUACAUUUUGAAGAGAUGGAGGAAAGAUGCGCGUUCUGUUAGAAUGGGGGAAGAACCUAACUAUGGAUCUGUCAGUAGCAUGCGUUCAUCCUCAGAAGUUCGCUUCGGUAACAUGUGCCGGUUCGUUAGCCUAAUAGCUUCAAGGGCUGCCAAAUCUGAGGAGGCAGUGGCAUACAUUGGAAGUCAAUCUAGUGUUCUUCUGAAGCAGCUAGAUGAUAUUCUUCAAACAGGCUAUCCUGAGAUUGGAAAUCGUGAUGUUGCUUCAAGUAGUCAAGCAAUUUCUUUUGUAGGAAACCAACAUCCUGACCACACAACACAAGCAAGAGCAGUUGCACAAGCAAAUGGACUGACAUCCUUGUUGGGAAUUUCUGCUUGUCCUGAACCCAAUGGUCAAUUGAAUGGAUCAGUCGGUUCUUUGUAAAUUAUAUUCAAAUAUAGGUUGACGUAUGAUUAUGUACAGCACUUAUACCAGUUGAAUAGUUGAUGCAAGUGGACCUUGAAGGCCUUGCCGUUUCCAACUUUCGCAAGAGUGGUGCUAAAUAUAAUCAAUUAUCACGAGCCUUGUCUGAAUUGAUUGCAUUAUUCCAUUUGUUGUGGUGAUUGCUCAAUUACUCAAUAGUCUGUUUCGAGCAAAUAAGCAGUUGAGCACCGGUGUCAGGCAGUGGGAGAAGAGCUAUUAAAUUGCUCAUGCAAACUUAUUUAUUAUUCCAUGCAAAGAGUUUAUUGAUAGAUAGAUAUCCUAUGCAGGCAGGCACAACCAUGACAAAUUACAAAAACUACUUUGAAGAACUGCAGGAGUAUAUACAUAAACAGAGAACAUGGGAAAAUUAAAUAUGACCUCUAUAUUUCUGGUGUAUCUAUGUUCUUUAUAGCUAGUGCAGCUGCAUUUGGACCCCAGAAUCAUAUAUGGCCCCUGCCGUCCAGUUCUGUGGUAUUGUGUUUGUCGGAGCUAGCCAUUUCUGGUCACCAACACGGGGAGCUCCACUGCUAAACAGCAUCCGUAUGUACAGAGGGCCAGUUGGUGGGGAGACCGUAGCCCAUACUGCACCAUGAGUUCGGCUCAGAAGCUGGCAUUUCAGGGUCACAGUCUGCAUCCAGCCAUUAACAGAAUUGGGGUAAUAUGAUGCUUUGGACAAGGUGAACUCUGCAUCUGCCAUAACCCCAGAGACAAAAACUAAGAGAGAAAACAAGGCCGGGAGAUGAUAAUGAAGCGGAAAAGCCAUUUGUGGUAGUGGUAUGAAGAUGUAGCAAGAAGCUUUAGGAAUGCUCCAUGUAACAGGAGAAGAUGGGAUCGUGUAUUUAUAGUGUUGAGAAGGUUGGUGAUGAGUUAAGAGCUGGAAACCUUUGGUUUUGGAUGGAUAUGGCAAUCGCAAUGCCGUAGUUGACAUUUCCUCUCUGGUGUAUGUGUACCUACAAGUUACUGUUCGUUCAAUAGUAUUUUGACCUUU